UCCGCAAUGUCAAAAACUUUGUUUGUCCUCUCAAAACGCGCCCCCAUUCUUCCCCUGCUCCGCCCCCCUGCCCCCAUCUCCCUCCCACCCUCCCUCCAAUCCCACACUGACAUCCAGGUCCCCGACUUCAGCCCUUACCGCCGCAACUCCUGCAACAACCCCUGCACCCAUAGCUCCGAGUCGGUGGACAUCCGCAGGCUGAUUCCUACCAUGGUCGCCGGCACGGGCCUCACCAUCGGCGCCUACGCACUCAAAUCAGAAAUCAUCCGCCACGUGGUGUUCAUGGCGCCGUCGGCAGACGUCUUAGCCCUGGCCAAGAUCGAGAUCAACCUGGCGGACAUUCCCGAGGGACGCAACAUGACGUACAAAUGGCGCGGAAAACCCCUCUUCGUCAAACACAGGUCGCCCGAAGAUAUCGAGAGGGAGAGGAGCGUGGACGUGGCGACUUUGAGGGACCCGCAGCACGACGACGAAAGGGUGAAGGAACCCGAGUGGUUGGUCCUGAUAGGGGUUUGUACGCACUUGGGGUGUGUGCCAAUAUCGGGAGCUGGGGACUGGCCUGGAGGGUUCUAUUGUCCUUGCCACGGCUCGCACUUUGAUGGGGCUGGAAGGGUGAGGAAGGGACCGGCGCCGACGAAUUUGGUAGUGCCGCACUAUACGUUCCCGUCGCCUGGAAAGCUUCUGGUGGGGUAGGAUUUUAGGGAGAAUUUUACAGUGUAAGGUAAAUAAAGGUUCUUGUUGGAGUUGAUGGUAUGAUUUUCACACA
Zophobas morio is the source of this 766-nucleotide messenger RNA. Its product is annotated as cytochrome b-c1 complex subunit Rieske, mitochondrial-like. Bases 7 to 693 code for a protein of 228 amino acids. The transcript has a single exon. The record is from RefSeq and is a predicted model, not a curated record. NCBI's taxonomy places the organism in Eukaryota, Metazoa, Arthropoda, Insecta, Coleoptera, Tenebrionidae. Gene Ontology annotation, cellular component: membrane. Gene Ontology annotation, biological process: mitochondrial electron transport, ubiquinol to cytochrome c. Gene Ontology annotation, molecular function: 2 iron, 2 sulfur cluster binding; quinol-cytochrome-c reductase activity.